AUGCUCGUCGGUGAACUACACGGCCGUGACGUCAGCGUGCCGUACGCCCGCGGACCGACCAAAAACACAGCCGCUGCGCGUUUCGUUUACGGAGUUGUUGCCUUGGGUUUUCCGCCUACGGACACCAUCGGCGGCGGCUCUGAGCGGCGGCGGCACCGUUCACCGGUCGCGCCGUAUAGGCAACGGCCGGCCGGUCGGUCGGCGGCCACACGCACAGCCGUCGCGGAGGACCGGCCGUCGCGUAAAAAGUCCUCGGCGCGCACACCCUAUCCGAACGGCGACCAGAACGCCAACAGGUGCGGACGCGCGCGCACAUGA
Messenger RNA from Macrosiphum euphorbiae (potato aphid), 318 nucleotides. Lineage: Eukaryota; Metazoa; Arthropoda; Insecta; Hemiptera; Aphididae. The record is from the annotation of a GenBank genome assembly.